CUUGUGUCUACUUUCAGAACUGAGCGACAUGCGACGCUAUUCCCGAUAAGUCUAUUGAGGACGCUUGAAACUAGAGAACGACUUCCAUCAUGAGUGGUAUCCAGAACGAGUCGUUUGUUAUGUCAGAACCAGAGGAUGAUUCUAGGCUCACCAAACGCCGAUCGAACGGUUUUUCGACGGUUGUGGAGAAUGUACCAUCGCUAUCGUACCCGAAUGGCGAGGAAGGCUUUGUGGAGCACCGGACGAACGGAGGUAACCGCGAGGACGAAACCGAGCGACAACCCUCUGCGCCUUAUGGCAGUGCUUGGCUCUUGGCUAUGGCCCAAGCCCUUGAGCGCCAUCGGCAGCACAUCCAACUGGCCAUCUACGUUCUGCUCAACGUGGUGGUCGUAGUUUUCUUCGGAUUCGCCACCAAUUAUUAUCUAGAGUUCGAGCAAGAUGAUUGUGGCAUGCAGUGGUGCGAUGGUUAUGGAUUCCUGGUAUUGCUGGUGGGAUUCGUCUAUCUAGGACUACUGUACUAUCAUGUGGUGAAACCGUUGCUAUCGGAACACUUCGAAUCGUGGGUCGUUAAACCGGUGUCCAGAACGGUAACGAACUUCUUCAAGCCAUGGUACACUCGAAUGGGAGCGGUAUGCCUGGUACUCGUCGGGUUUGCGUUGUUUGUGUAUUUCGAAACCCGUGACCAAACCGAACGACUCAUGUCACUAACCGGGAUGGCGUUUCUGCUGGUUUUGUCCUUCGUGCUGUCGAAGCAUCACACCAAAGUGAACUACCGGCCGGUCGUGCUGGGCGUCAUCUUCCAGUUCCUGCUAGGUAUCUUCUGCAUCCGCUGGGAGGUUGGUCGCAGUAUAUUCGAGUGCUUCGGCAAUAAGGUGGCCACUUUCCUCAAUUACACCGGCGAGGGGGCAUCAUUCGUAUACGGCCAGGUGCUAGUGGGUAGCGGCGAGAACGAGUAUGCCAUCUUUGCGUUUUCCGUCCUGUCGGUGAUUUACUUCUUCAGCUUCUGCAUCUCAAUCCUAUACUACCUCGGGGCGAUGCAGUGGAUCGUGCUCAAACUGGGUUGGAUUUUGCAGUCGAUUCUCGGUACGACCGUUUGCGAAAGUGUGAUCGCCGCGGCCAACAUUUUCCUCGGCAUGAGCGAAUCCCCGUUGCUGGUGCGACCGUACCUGAAGGACCUUACCCACUCCGAACUGCACUCGAUCAUGACAUCCGGAUUUGCGACCGUCUCGGGCACCGUGCUGGCGGCGUACAUUUCGUUCGGUGCCAAUCCGGCUCACCUGAUCACGGCCAGUGUGAUGGCCGCUCCGGGCGCCCUGUGCAUCACCAAGCUGAUCUACCCCGAGACGGAGGAGAGCAAAACGCGAUCGGAUAACAUUCAGAUGGAGGAUUCCACCGAUUCGUCCCUGUUGGAUGCCGCCAGUAACGGUGCAAGUGCAGCCACGCCACUUGUGCUCGGGAUCAUCGCCAACUUGGUGGCGUUCGUGGCGUUUAUUGCCUUCAUCAACGGACUGCUGGGAUGGUUCGGAUGGCGUGUUGGUUGGGAGGAUGUUUCGUUGGAGAACAUUUUCGGCGCUGUCUUUCGACCACUGGCAUACGUGAUGGGUGUCCCGUGGGGGGAUAGCUACUACGUGGGCAAAGUGAUCGGCAUCAAGAUGAUCGUGAAUGAGUUCGUGGCGUUCGAACGUUUAGGAGAGUUUAUCAAGGAAGAAGUCAUCUCGCCCCGAUCGUCAGCCAUCGCAACGUACGCCGUGUGUGGUUUUGCCAAUCCCAGCUCAAUGGGCAUUAUGAUCGGUACAUUGAGUGCGAUGGCACCCGACAAGCGGAACGUCAUCACAUCCGUGGCGUUUCGAGCGUUUCUGGCCGGCUCCAUCGUGUGCUUCAUGACGGCCAGCAUCGGUGGACUUCUGAUGGAUGAGACGGUAUUUAAUAAUUUUGGUAAAUCCGCUUCGUUGGUGCCGUUGCCGUCGAACGGUACGAUAGGGCCCGUCUGA
Messenger RNA from Anopheles cruzii, 1991 nucleotides. RefSeq names its product solute carrier family 28 member 3-like. The transcript has 7 exons. The record is from RefSeq and is a predicted model, not a curated record. Gene Ontology annotation, molecular function: nucleoside:sodium symporter activity. Gene Ontology annotation, cellular component: membrane. NCBI's taxonomy places the organism in Eukaryota, Metazoa, Arthropoda, Insecta, Diptera, Culicidae. Gene Ontology annotation, biological process: nucleoside transmembrane transport. Bases 90 to 1991 code for a protein of 633 amino acids.